AUGGGAGGUCCUGCUUCUGCCGGUGGACGAACCCUCAGGUCGACAGACAACUUUCUACAUGCGCCCAUCAUCUUGCGUUGCGUUAUUGUGGACGAGGAAGGAGUUGAAAAGGAAGAAGAAGUUGUUUGGCGCACGUGCGAGCACUUCUUCCAAGCUUCCAAGUUCGAUCCGAACAGCGGGGGGAGAGCGACUUGGGAUCAAUGUCGAGCAAUUCAAGAGAUAUCUUCCCCCAUUGGUGCUUGGGAACUAGGUCAAUCCAGAAAACAUCCACUGAGAAAGGACUGGGAAGAAAUGAAGGGCAAAGCGAUGUAUCUGUGCGUGCGAGCCAAGUUUGACCAAUACCCCGAGUAUGCAGCAGAGCUGAUAGCAACCGCCGACCCGACCUUGCCAAACCCUCCACGUCCAACUGGGAAAGGCUGA
This is a messenger RNA of Seminavis robusta, 420 nucleotides long. The record is from the annotation of a GenBank genome assembly. NCBI's taxonomy places the organism in Eukaryota, Bacillariophyta, Bacillariophyceae, Naviculales, Naviculaceae.